GGUAGUUGUAGCAAAAGGAGCCUGAGAAACUAUUUGACAUUGGAUCCUGUUGGAAGUGUACGGGACACUGGGAAAGACUGUGAAUAUGUGGAUUGUACGCCAUCUGCUGGUUCUUCUUAUUCACCUGGUCCUCGGAAGCUUAGCGCAGCGAUUCUCCAAUGGCUAUUAUUAUCAGGACAUAGUUGGAAAUGGAAACAGCAACGGCAAUGGGGAGAUUUACUUACACAAGAUCCGUCUUCAUGUUGAAUCCCCGGAGACUCUGGUGUCCGCUGUUCAGGGCAGUAACGUGACGCUGCCGUGUCAUUACCGCUACGAGCCCGCGCUCAGUGCGCCCCGCAGGACGCGGGUCAAGUGGUUCUGGCAACCCGUGAACGGCGAAGGCCAGGAACAUGACGUCAUGGUUGCCAUCGGCACACGUCACCGGAGUUACGGAGACUUCAAAGGACGCGUGCGGCUCCGGCGUAGCGCUCCGGGCGACGCGUCUCUCGUCAUCAACCCGCUACAGUCCGACGAUACCGGCCGCUACCGGUGCGAAAUUAUAGAUGGUCUGGAGGACGAGAGCGUCACCAUGCAGCUGAAGUUUCGAGGUGUGGUGUUCCCCUAUUACUCCUCCAAGGGGCGCUAUUUGAUGAACUAUCACGAGGCAAAAGAAGCCUGUGAGAAGCAGGAUGCACACCUGGCCACCUUUGAACAGCUGUUUGCUGCUUGGGAAGAGGGGCUGGAUUGGUGUAACGCUGGAUGGCUCACUGACGGGACGGCUCAAUAUCCUGUCUCAGUGCCCCGAGUGGCCUGUGGAGGCACCAACAUGGCAGCUGGUGUAAGGAGCUAUGGCAUUCGAGACAAAGAUCUAGAUCGGUUUGAUGCCUUCUGCUUCACUGCAUCUAUAAGAGGUGAGGUCUACUUUCUGCAGCAUCCCAUUAAACUAAAUUUCAGUGAGGCGGUGGAGGCCUGUCAGACCGACGGAGGUCAUAUUGCUAAAGUUGGCCAGUUAUACGCCGCCUGGAGGUUUGUGGGAUUGGAUCAGUGCGACGCGGGCUGGUUGGCUGAUGGUAGUGUACGUUACCCGAUCGUUCACCCCAGGAUGAACUGUGGUACAUCAGAACCAGGAGUGCGCAGUUUUGGCUUUCCUCCCAAACAUUUAAAACAUGGCGUGUAUUGCUACAAAGUCCACUGGUAAACUCUAUAAUACAUGUAAUAUGUAUAAACACUUCUGUGGAAUGGGACAGUUUAGUACUUUUUCUACACUACUGAUAUUCGAAUCAUAUUAUUGUGUUUGUUACUGUAUGUGUCUUUAUUUGAUAUAGAUGUGUAUACAUAGAUGCCUCAUUAGGGUCUUUUAAAUGGGAUGCUAAAUAACAACAUAGGCUCAUUCUGAAAAUGUGGCCCUAUAUACAUUUCUGGAGAUCAUGAAUUAUGUAGCCAGAGCUACGUAUGACUGCAUAUCAUCUUUAAAACGAAUGAAAUGGGGCGGUAUGACUUCCUUUUCUCGCUUACCAGCAGACCUCUUACCUCCAUAUGGGAGAGGGGUCUGGAUGCAGACCUGGUGCAGUACAAUCUGAGCUGCAUCUAAUGCUUUUUAAUGGGCUAACCUAAGCCCACCUGUCACAGUGACAUCAUUCACUCUAUUGAGUGCCUUGCGUCUGACAUUGCAUUGCUGAGUGAUGCAAUUUCAGCUUGCAUCAUAAAGGCUGCAUCCUGAUACUAUUACCAUAUGGACGUUCUGCUGUUACCAGUUACCGGUAGCUUGACACGUACGUCGGCAGACUUGAGACGCAGAGCAGAGUCAACCAUGAUGACGGGGUUUGAGACUGGUGAAAAAUGGUUCCAGAAUGCAGGUGAGACAAAACCCAAAGAAUAAUUGGUCAGUCAGCAAGUCAGUGAGUCAACAGUGGCGCAAAUGGCACUCGUCAGAGGAAUUUGAGAUCUGAAAAAGCGUUCACAGCAGCCUCUGGUGGAUUCGUGAAAAAAAAAA
Danio rerio (zebrafish) is the source of this 1972-nucleotide messenger RNA. RefSeq names its product hyaluronan and proteoglycan link protein 3 (gene hapln3). Gene Ontology annotation, molecular function: hyaluronic acid binding. Gene Ontology annotation, biological process: cell adhesion. NCBI's taxonomy places the organism in Eukaryota, Metazoa, Chordata, Actinopteri, Cypriniformes, Danionidae. The record is from RefSeq and is marked provisional.